ACAUUCAUUCAUUCAUAAUUCACAUACAAUAUACAUAGUUGUAUUAUACACUUUACGUCUACACGCCAUAAAAAAAAGUAGCACUUCCUUAUUACUCUAAUGAAAUAGUACGUCUAUGUCUUACUACAAGAUUACAGUGUUAWAAAGGUUCUUAAAUCUUACAUUCCGCGAGACCACGACUGGAGUGUACAAGACGUCAAGACGUGACCAUAGACAAGUAUAAAUAUAUGGAGUGGACGUGACUACAAUAAUUUGUCUAUAUUCAUAGAACAGUAGCUAUAAUGCAUCAUUAAUUUAUUUUGUGUACCAUUAAUGCAGCUUAUCACAAGUUACAACACUGUGUUGUGAAAUUAAAUAUACUUUUUUAAUCUUUUUGGUGAGAUAACAUAACAUUAAAAAUUUUGUACUAAACACUAAAUACUAAACAUUAAAACUUUUGUUUACAAUAAUUUGUUGACUAAAUAGAAUACGAACAAUACGCAUUCUAUUUAGAAGAAAUUAUAAACUAAUUAGUUAAUUAAACUUCAAGUAUCAUUUGCAAGAUAAAUUAAUACGUAUAAGUAAAAAUGGACAGCUUUUAUGGAAAUUCAUAUCAAAGCAAUGGAGGCGAAAAAGAUUUUCAGAAAUUGGCUCAAUUGAUUGGCACUAAUAUCCAGAAAAUAUCACAAAAUGUUUCAUCUAUGAAUAGAAUGGUUAACCAAUUAAAUACAGUCCAAGAUGCUACAGAAGUUAGAAAACAAUUGCAUCAAAUAUCACAUUACACUCAACAGCUAUCAAAAGAUACUAGUCAUAAUUUAAAGGAACUUAAUGAAAUACGAUCAUAUUCUUCUCAAACAGAUCAAAGACAGUUGAAAAUUCAAAAAGAACGUUUAGCUGAAUCAUUUACAUCUGCUUUAAAUGCAUUUCAAGCCAUUCAACGUAAAGCAUAUGACAAAGAAAAUGCAGAGCUAAUGAAACGUACAAAAGCAUCUUCUUCUAUUGGCAAAUUAGCUCCACCACCUGGUUCUAAAUAUCAAAAUGGUUAUUCAAACCCGAAUGAAAACCAAAAUGAUCAAGCUCAGUUACAGAUUUUGGAUGAGGUAAAUUUACAAGUGGUUGAACAAGAACAAGCUAUUAAACAACUUGAGAAUGACAUUAGUGAUGUAAAUCAAAUUUUUAAAGAACUUGGUACUUUAGUUCAUAAUCAAGGUGAAAUAAUUGAUAGUAUUGAAGCUAAUGUACAAAUUACUAAUGUAUCUGUUCAAGAAGCAACUGGUCAACUGAGACGAGCAACUGAUUACACUAACAAGCUCAGAAAAAAAAGAUUCUAUUUAUUAGUUAUUUGUGCUGUGAUAUUAAUCAUAAUUACAUUGACUAUUGUUUGGGGUUCUAAAUAAACGUGUUUAUGUUGCCGUGUUGGUUAUACUUAUAAAUUAUAUUAUUGUAUUUCAGUUAUUCCAUUUUGUUAAUAUAUAUAAAAAAGAAAUAUUAUAUA
This is a messenger RNA of Diuraphis noxia (Russian wheat aphid), 1474 nucleotides long. RefSeq names its product syntaxin-7-like. NCBI's taxonomy places the organism in Eukaryota, Metazoa, Arthropoda, Insecta, Hemiptera, Aphididae. The record is from RefSeq and is a predicted model, not a curated record. Gene Ontology annotation, molecular function: SNAP receptor activity; SNARE binding. Gene Ontology annotation, biological process: vesicle-mediated transport; intracellular protein transport; vesicle fusion. Gene Ontology annotation, cellular component: synaptic vesicle; endomembrane system; SNARE complex.